AAAUCCCUAAUUUCUUCGUCUUUUUCCUUCGUUUUAAGUCCCCCAAUUCCUCUCUCCCCUCACUACCAAAAUCUCAUUGAUUCUUCUUUGUGGGGGAGAAUUUCUUGGAUCUCCUUCUUCAAUUCCUUCAUUUCUUCGUUUCUAAUUCGGAUCACAGAGAGAAUGGCGGCGAUCAAUCGAUAUACUGACAACACAACCCCGGCUAACCCGGUUGUUUCUCCAGCGAAGCAAUCCUUACCGCCGGCCAAAACCGCUGACUCUCAGUCCGUUCUCAAGAGGCUGCAGUCUGAAUUAAUGGCCUUAAUGAUGAGUGGAGACUCUGGGAUCUCAGCCUUUCCUGAGGAAGAUAACAUUUUCUGCUGGAAAGGGACAAUAACUGGAAGCAAAGAAACAGUGUUUGAAGGAACAGAGUACAGGCUAUCCUUUUCAUUCCCUAACGAUUACCCUUUUAAGCCUCCAAAGGUGAAGUUUGAGACCGGCUGCUUUCACCCAAAUGUGGACGUUUAUGGCAAUAUUUGCUUGGAUAUACUUCAGGAUAAAUGGUCAUCAGCAUAUGAUGUGAGAACCAUACUUCUAUCCAUCCAAAGUCUGCUUGGAGAACCAAACAUAAGUUCACCUCUAAACACCCAGGCAGCCCAACUGUGGAGUAAUCAAGAAGAAUAUCGGAAAAUGGUGGAGAAAUUGUACAAGCCUCCAACAGCAGCUUAGCUUUGUUUUUAGACUAGGAUUUGUGUCUCUCAACUCUUUUUGCGCUAGAGAGGAGAUUCCCAGAUGAUUUUUUUUCUCUUUCCUUUCAGUGUACGAUCUUCACUUCUUUUACUCGCUGGAUUUGUUGCAGAUAUAUGUUGUCUACUGUAAUAUGUGGAAAUUUCAAGUCGUUAGCUAAUAUUAAUUUGUUCUCAUUUCAAACUUCA
Molecule: messenger RNA, 914 nt
Organism: Benincasa hispida (wax gourd)
Lineage: Eukaryota; Viridiplantae; Streptophyta; Magnoliopsida; Cucurbitales; Cucurbitaceae
Gene: UBC20
Product: ubiquitin-conjugating enzyme 20
Source: RefSeq, a predicted model, not a curated record